UGGCGAGUACGAUCUUGAGCUUCGGCGCCCUCUGAGCAUUUUGGGUAUUGUAGUCCCUCCCAGAGGUAUUGUGGGUAUCGCACUUCCGCUUCGCGCUGUUGUAUUUCUGGACAUUGUGACCAUCUUUUAAAGCUCAUGCUCUGCCUCUGCAACUUGACUCUUGUCUAGGAAGAGCACUCAGCAGACCAAGAAUAUGGCCCCAGGGCUCCUGACAACCAGGGAUGAGGCAUUAAUGGCCUUCAAGGAUGUGGCUGUGGCCUUCACCCAGAAGGAGUGGAAGCUACUGAGUCCUGCUCAGAGGACCCUGUAUCGGGAUGUAAUGCUGGAGAACUACAGCCAUAUGGUGUCGCUGGGAAUUGCCUUUCCUAAACCAAAACUCAUCAUACAACUGGAGCAAGGGGACGAGCCCUGGAGAGAGGAGAGUGAAAGUCUUUUGGACCUUUGUCCAGCAGAACCAAGAACAGAAUUCCAGCCCCAUCUCUCCUGCCCAGUGAGUUUUUCCAGUCCACAGUUCCUCCAUCAGUAUGUGCUCUGCGGUCACUUCCCUCAGAUCUUCCCAGGUUCAUCUGCAGGAAGCCACUUCCUACUAGAAGCUCCAAGCUGCUCGAGUAACAAAGCAGAAGAUGGAGAGAGAGAAGGCUCUUGCACUGUGUUUGGGAGGCCGCGGCUGAGCGGGACUUCAAGGGCAUUCUUCAGCCCAUCUCAAGAUACUACGUUGUCUACAGAUUGAAGGUUUGUGGCAAUCCUGCAUUGAGUAAGUCCAUUGGUGCAAUUUUCCCAAUUAGCAUUACUUUAAAAUUAAGGUAUGUACAUUGGUUUUUUAGACAUAAUGCUAUCGUACAUUAACAGACUGUAAUAUAGUAUACACAUAACUUUUAUAUGCACUAGUAAACAAAAAAAUUCAUGUGGCUUGUUUUGUUCUAAUAUUUGCUCUAUUUUGGUGGUCUGGAACCAAACCUGCAAUAUCUCCAAGGUAUGCCUGUAUACAAUGGAAUAUUAUGCAGCCUUUAAAAUGAAGGAAAUGCUGCUAUUUGUGACAACAUGGAUGAACCUGAAAGAGAUUAUGCUAAGUGAAAUAAGCCAGAUACAGAAAGACAGCUACAAACACUUCAUGAUACUACUUUUAUGUAGAAUCUAAAAUAGUCAUAGAUGUGGGGUACAGAACAGUGGUUGACAGGAGAUGAGGGGAUGGAAAAAUUGGCAGCUAUUGAUCAAGAAAUACAAAGUUUCAGUUAUGCAAGGUGAAUAAUUUCUGGAAAUCUAGUGUACAACAAUGUGCGUAUAGUUAACAAUGCUGUAUUGUGUACUUGUAAUUUGCUAAGAGGGUAAAUCUGAAGUGUUCUCACCAUAAAGAAAGAAAAAAGUAAAUGUUAAGUAUAUGAGGUGAUGGGUAUGUUAAUUGGCUUGAUCGUGGCAAUUAUUUCAAACAUGUAUAUGUAUAUGAAAACAUCAAGUUGUAUGUCUUAAAUAUAGUUUUAUUUCUCUACUAUACCUCAUUAAAGAUGGGAAGAAAAAAGAAAUGACGUAAUGAUCCAUACUACAACAUGGGUGAACCUUGAAAUUAUGCUAUGUGAAAGAAGCCAGACAUAAGUGGUCACAUACUGUAUAAUUUACACUUAUAUGAAAUAUCCAAAUAGAUACAUCUAUAGAGACAGAAAGCAGACUGGUGACUGCCCAGGGGUUAGGUAGAAGAAGGUAUAGGUAGGGUUUCCCUUUAAAGCAAUAAAAAUAUUUUUGAACCACAUAGAAGUAAGGGUUGCACAACAUUGUGAAUGUACUAAAUGCUAUUGAAUUGUACGAGUUAAAAUGGUUAAUUUUAUCUCAGUAAAAAAUAAAACUUCUCCCCGUUACUUUUAGUUAAUUUACUGUGUCCUGACAAGUUUUAAUAUGAAUCAUAUCUUAAAGAAAAAACAGUCUCAAUUCACACCAAAUAAACAUUCAGCUUAGCAAGGUAUCUGUUUUCUAAUGGUUUUUUUAAUAGCCUAAUUUUAGCAUACUACCCCAUCCUAUUGUUGUAGUAGAGCAAAUGGCAUGAAACAGAGGUGGAAAGGCUGGAUGUAGCAGAACCUAAAUCAGACCUUAGAACUCUAACUGAAUUUUUGAGACAAUGCAACUAGGGAGUUUAUGUGUUUUUGCUUCAGCAUGUUUGUACCUACAAUUUCUUAUCUUGUUCUACCUGACUUUUUAAAAUAUUUAAUUCAUUUAUCUUAAAAUGUAUAAAUUGUUUAUAAAAAGGAAGUAAAUAUAUAUGUAUUGCUAGAAAAGAGAUAAUUUAAUGAUGAGCUUUCUUUAUUAGUCAUAUUUUAUACUGUUAGAAGAAUGAGGCUAUCAACUGAAUUCUGUCCCCACAAAAUUCAUAUAUUCAAGCUCUAACAAAGUGAUGGUAUUUGGAGAUGGGGCCUUUGGCAGGUAAUUAGAUUAAAUGAUCACAUGAUGAGUAGGCUCUAUUAGUGCCCCUAUAAGAAGAUACCAGAGAAGUUUUUCUGUCUCUCUCCACCAUGUGAGGACACAAUGAAAAGACAGUUGUCUGCAAGCCAGGAAGAGAGCCCUCACCAGGCACUGAAUUGGCCAGCACCGUGAUCUUAGACUUCCAAGCCUCUAGAACUGUGACUUGUUAAAGUCUCCAAGCUUAUAGUAUUAUGUUAUGGCAGCUUGAGCUAUAAGAGUACUAAAUGGAAGAGACAUGGAGGAACCCUAAACGCGUACUGCUAAAUGAAAGAUGCCAAACUGAAAUGGAUACAUACUGUAUGAUUUCAGCUAUAUGACAUCCUGGAAAAGGUAGGGCACUUAAACUAUUCUGUAUGAUACUGUAAUGGUCAAUGCUUGUCAUUCAUUCCUCAAAACCCAUAGGAUAUACAACAGAGUAAACUGUAAUGUAAACUAUGGAUAUUAGUUAAUAAUAAUGUAUGAACAUUGGCUCAUCAAUUGUAAAAAAUGCCCCACACUAAUGCAAGACGUUAAUAAUAGGGGAAACUUUGGUUUGGGGAAUAGAUGUGAGGGGGUGUAUGGGAACUCUAUACUCUGCUCAAAUUCUCUUUAAACUUAAAACUACUCUAAAUAUAGUCUACCAAUUUAUUUAAACAAAAUACAUCUAAGUUGCCUCAUCAUAUUGUGAGGUUAUUACCAUCUUACACCUUUUCUAUUUGACCUACUUCUUUAAUGUUCAUUUCUAACUUAUUUUAUCCUUGUAAAAAAUAUAUCAAAUGUUUUGUAUUAUUUCACCUCCCAGCCUUAUCUUUUUAGCUAUGUCUUUCACAAACCUUCAUUGGAAACUACAUUAGAUAUCCUUGACUUAUUACACUCUAUGCCCAUUACUAUUUUUACCACCUCCCUCGUAAUGCUUGAACCUUGGCUAUGACCCAUUGUCACCUCUGGACAAAUAGUUUCUGCUCUAUUUUCUGACUUCUGUCCUUCUGGGCCACUUCUAUCUACUAUCAUUACCCAAAGAACUGACUUUACAGAUUCUAUAUGCCAGUGUGUAACACUUGCAGUGUUUUAGGAAGUAUCCCAACUUCAUGAUGAUGAUUUGGGGUCAUUACCAAAGCACUCGGGAUCAUACAUAUUAUUUUAAGGUAGUUUUACAGGACAAUGCACAUUGGUAUUUUUCUCCUAUUAACAGAGUAGGAAACUGUGGGUUGAUUUGCAGUUAUUUCGAUUAAGAAAGCAGGAUAUGAACACUGCUUCUUUGCUGGGGUACUUGGCACUGCUCCUUCUCGUGCUGGGACGUGUUUUGCGCCUUUACAGCCUGGCAUCUAGGCGUACUGAUCAGACUAAUGCUUGGCUUUAUUGGAUACGUUGACCAGUCUGAUUGAUAUUCUGGUACAUACAGGGUACUUGGUCAUGGCUGCUCACCUCUGAACCUCAGCUUCAUCACCUGCAAAGUGCAACUAAUGGCAUAUCUGCUUUGUGGGGUUCUUAUGGAUUUGGCAAGCGUCAUAGUGCCUGGCACAUGCUAGAGACUCAGGUGAUGCAGUAAUUACUCAAAUUUGCAUUUUCAGUGGAUCCUUCCCACCUGCACAGGGUGACUGACAGCCUUCGGGGAGGAAGAGCAGGACAAACAGCAAGGGCAGCAUGGGCCAAGGGAAGGAGGUGAGAACUGAAAUGCAGGGGGGUCUCUUGCUGGUAUCACCAGAGGGCCCAUAGUGAGCCAGGAUGUGGGGAGAGACUGGCUGCUCAGUAAGACCAGGCCAAGAAAGGCCGUGUGAGGGGGACUUAGCUUUUAUCUUGUGGUAGAGGCCAUCCAAAGGAGAAAGUGAAAGAUGGGUAGGUAUAGACUUCUCCCUUGGAAUUGUCCUCGGGCUCUGUUUAUCUCCUGGCAGGGUGUGUUCAAUGAGUUGGCCCCUCCAGCACGUUCUAGAGACGACUGGCCAUGUCUGACCUUCUGGAGAUACAGCCCUGACCUCCUGGCCACCUCACUGAGGAGAGGGCUCAUGGGCGAAUCAUCCUCAGGCUGCACCUGUCCGCCAGUCCUGCACCCUGGACCACUCACUUGCAAGAGGCACAUCCAGCUGCCAGAGGAAGUGACAUUUCCUGACUCAUCUGACUAAGAAAGAGCAGAGUAUCGCUGACCAUUCCAGGGGAGUAGCUGCCACAGAAGAUCAGGAUGCGUACGAGCCAUAGAAGAUCAGAAGGAACAAAGGUCAGUCCACGUGGGAGUUCACAUGGGCGCCUCACAGUCCCCAACAUGCCCUCGAGUUUCCCUCCCAGCCCAACACACACUCCACCUGCCCACAGUCACCUGUGCCACCAUCACACAGCCCCACAGAGCUCCAAACAUCCUCAAACACACAAACUCCCUACCUAUAAGCAGAUGCCUGACUGUGUGCCCAGAACCCUCCUGCUCCAAUAUACAUGCACUACAAACCCCAAUAAAAUCACAGCCACAGUCUUGAAUACAAAAACACACCCCCAACGGCCCCUGAUAAUCAAACACCUAAAUCCUCAUAUCCCACAAAAAUCCACCCAACCCCAUAUAACCCCUCAAUGCAAACCCACAAACCCUUCAACAAUAGCCAAAUACAUUCAAAUCAAACUCACAUACUUCUUCAUAUAAGACACAACCUCCACAUCCAAAUAUAACACAUACAGUCCCCCCACAGCUGUCAACAUCCACGUAUGUGCAAUGCCUCAGAAGCUCAGACAAACACAACAUACCAUCAGAGAGACACAAUGUUUCCAACCUUUUCCUAAAUACUCCCCGUAGAACACAUGAUGACCUCACAACCCCAAUACAAACAUACACCCAUCUCCCUCUUGAGAUACUAUAAACAGCCUCUGUCACAUCCCCUGAUUAUACACACACAGCUAGCCACCCCAAUUUACACUGAGAACCCCAAUCUCUGCAAAUUCCUCCACACCAAAAAUACACUCCCUGAACUCUUACCCUACAGGAUGAGCAUGUGUAUAACCCCUGCACUCUGAAUACACACAGAUCCAACACACCAAGCAUUAAAAUGCAUACCCCUACCUCUUCUCAAACGCCUGCACACAUAGCCUCAAAACACCCAGAAGCAGCCCACCACCCAGCCACACCAUGCUACACCAACCGUACACCCACAAAGGCACUCAUGCCCCUCGUUCUUCCCCAGAUGACACAUACACAGUCUCUACACAGCUUUAUUAUUACCCCAAACCAUCCUAUACCCUAAACAUACAUCCAAGAGUUCCCCACACAGCCCUAACCCAUGAUAGAGGCAGCUCUACCAGGGGCAUCAUGGCACCCCGAACGGGCAAAUGCCGCUGAGGUAAGUGCCUCCUGUGUUGCUGCAUUUCUUGCUGCUGUUGCAAAUCAUCCCUUGACCCCACCGAGGCUGACUGGGACACCCUAAACAGGAAGUCGCAGCAUAUGAGUCAGGGAAGAGGAAAACUCCAUUCCAGGUGUUCCCUGUCACCAUCCAUUGCACCGAAACAUCGGAUGACCAGCAUGAACAAGAAACAGAGACAUGUAACUAUACCAUGAUCGAAAUGCAAAUUUUGCUAGAAAAAAUUUGUCCAAGGGAAGGGGAGAAGGGUGUUCCCCCUAAUUAUAAAGCCAUGCUGUUACAAUUCAAAGAAACAUCAGAUACAGUACAACAGGCAUGGGACUGCAUCCAUGUUGUAGCUAGAUAUGAAAAAGAUAAUUUUUCUGAAGUCCCAAAUCUCGCUUGCCAGUAAAGGCACAUGGGCCCCGCUGCCCCAUUGGCCAGAAACCCAAGAGAGGACCCUUAAGGGAUAUAGGGACUUCUGGGACCCUUACGGGUCUCCACCAAGGGGUGGUGCCUUCACACAGCUCCAUCCUUCAUGAGAUGACUAACAGACCUCCCUGUAUUGGCAGCUCUGGAGAUCGGGGGUCCCUGAUGACGUAACCUUGGGAAAGCACAAGCACAAGUUAGAAAUUUUUGCUCAGGCGCUAGAGACUCUUCAGGAGACCGGAGUGAUGGGCAGCUGUCACCUCUCAAAAGAGAGAUAUUAACUAAUUAGUUUGACUUGGUAUGCUGAAUUACACGGGAAGUGUUGUCAAAUAAGCAAUAAAUCUUCUUAGGUUAUAUUGUAUGCCGAAUGAUACAGGUAUUCUACAGAUUAGAUGGAGUUCCUAAAAUUUGGUAUGGUCUUGUAAAAUGUUACCAGUCAGAAUUCUCUUUAUUAUCUGAAAGUGUCGCAUGUCACCGCAGUAACUGCAUUAUUUGUCAAUUGCACUGUAAUAAGAUUUAAACGUGCCUUCUUAAGUCUUUCGCCAUUGUACACAGUUAUGGUUUCACUCUGAUGCCUUUGCAAAAAUGCUUCCUCUUCAAGAUUUAUAGAAAGGACAUUUGGAUAAAUACAAGUUUCUGUUUUUCAAACCAUAAAGGUGAACUGGGUAAGAACUUGAAGAAUUCUAAUGGGAAACCUGAUGGCUUCAUAAAGCUGUUAACAAAAACGAUUAUUUGCAUAUGACUGGGUAAACUGGUGACUAUGGUUAUAACUUUUAUGGUUUCUACCUGAAAAAUGACUGCUUUAAAUCUGUGUUUUCCAGGUGUAAGCAAAACCCUCCCCUGCAUGUCUAAGCCCUGCAUGUCUAUGUACGCACUGCUGGUACACUGAAAGAGCGGAUGGCUCACUAAAUCAGUUAUGGUACCUCUGGUCGCUCGCUAUUGCAAUUGGAUUACAAGUAGUUAUACUGAUCAUUGUUCUUUGUUUCCAGAUUGUUUGUUCUUGUGUCUCCCUGCUGCACUGUGUUUUUGUCCAUGUUACUAGCUGCAUUACUUAUAUCCUAUCUAUUUGAUAAGACUGGUAUCUCUUACACUACCCAGUAUGUAACCAGGCCUCCAACAGUACUUCUAUGGCUAAACAUCUUGAGGAAACAGACCACAUUUAUAACAUGAAAUAACUGUAAUAGUGUGAUUCUAGGUAUGGGAGGAAGCAACAAGGGAAAAUGUCUCCUGGAUCAUAAUUAGAUAGAGGAUCCAGAGGCUCUUUAAUUAUCAAUAGGGCCUAAUCCAAAAACUAGCACCUGGAGUGGCAUAUCAAGAAUUCUCCCCUGACCUGGGAUGAGCCUCCCAGCGCUGUGGGACAAAAUUUGAUCCUGAAAUGUCUCCCAAAUAUUGGUCAAAAUCCUGAGCAAGAGGAGAGGAUCUGAGAAAUAGAAUAUUUCCUGACACAUCAGUCAUUAGCGACCGCAGCCCUCCAACGUGAGCCAAUGAGCCCUGACGAAACUCAGGAUACGAGAAUAUAGGAUACAGGCCCCGGAUAGCUGAGGUACAUAUCAAAUGAAUGAUUUCACUGAGCCCAGACUCUUGCAUCUUCCCAUACAUAGAAAAGUGCUAAAUUCCUUAACUUGAGAUGCUGCCUCCCAGGCUUGAAGCCCUCAAAAUUCCCGUCAAAUAGAUCAUAACUCCCAACUUUUAGGCUGAGAAUAUUUUUUUAAGGCUACAGGUGUAAAGGAGACACUUUCCAGAGAGGAACAAAAAAAAACAACGUUUGGAACACUGGCACCCAUGGUGGACACUUCCGGAAAGAUCCAUCUGACGAAGCAAUUAGAAGGGCCGUCACCCCUUUUUCCACAAGACUGUGGAAUGGACAUUGACAGUAGGGAAUUGUAACAGGGAAGAGCCAAAUCUGACUACACGUUGGAUCUGUUUCUUUUACUUUAACCUUUGCCUUCAGCUGCUUUUGUUCACUAAAAGGAUACUGUCUGUACAUAAUGGCCUGCCUCGGGGAACCCUGUCCCUCUGCCUGAAUGUUAAACCAAAGUGCCUUUGUUCAUGGACACAUAUGGACCCUGUCCACCUGUGGACGGCUGCAAAAAAGAAGAAAUUAACACAUCUCCUCCCUGAGGCUGGCCAUUCCAGAGGCUAUUCGCAAAACUUAUGGCCUUCUUACUUUACCUUACUUUACCUUCUUACUUUACUCAUCUCCUCCCUACCUCUGUGCUAUAAAAGAAACUGGCAUCCAAACCCCGAUAAGAUGGUUAUUUUGAGACUUUAGUCCGUCAUCUUUUCGGUCGGCCAGCUUUCCGAAUAAAGUCAGAUUCCUUGCCUCAACACCUCAUCUCCGAUUUAUUGGCCUGUCGUGCGGCAAGCCGAGCAAGCUUGGACUUGGUAACAUCUUUACUCAGGACACGGUGUCACAAAAUGGGACGUUGUUUUCUGUUUGUUUGUUUUAUUUUUGUUUUUUGUAUUUGUUUUGGGCCGCGCCACGUGGCUUGUGGGAUCUUAGUUCCUCGACCAGAAAUCGAACCCGCGCUCCCUGCAGUGGAAGCUCGGAGUCCUAACCAAUGGACUACCAGGGAAUUCCCAUGGGACACUGUUACCUUGCAGUCAUGACCCUCACCUUUGUGAGAUAGAGGUAGUAGGGUAGCAGGACUGAGAACGUUGUAAAGUUUAAGAUAAA
Molecule: messenger RNA, 8847 nt
Organism: Globicephala melas (long-finned pilot whale)
Lineage: Eukaryota; Metazoa; Chordata; Mammalia; Artiodactyla; Delphinidae
Gene: ZNF169
Product: zinc finger protein 169
Biological process (GO): regulation of DNA-templated transcription
Source: RefSeq, a predicted model, not a curated record